Messenger RNA from Schistocerca americana (American grasshopper), 4632 nucleotides. Its product is annotated as vitellogenin-like. Gene Ontology annotation, biological process: lipid transport. The record is from RefSeq and is a predicted model, not a curated record. The transcript is spliced from 19 exons. Gene Ontology annotation, molecular function: lipid carrier activity. Bases 1 to 4632 code for a protein of 1543 amino acids. Lineage: Eukaryota; Metazoa; Arthropoda; Insecta; Orthoptera; Acrididae.
AUGGCGCUGCUGGCCAACCCGUCUUGGGCGCUGCGGCCGGACCUGUGCUCCAACGGCGGCAUGCUCGAGGUGGUGAAGACGCGCAACCACAGCAACUGCGAUCACGUCGCCGAGUCCCACUUCGGCCUGCGGCCCGCGCUGCGCUGUACGCCCGCGGACGCUAACUGCGGCGACUUCUGGACGAGGUCGUCGAUGACGCGGCUGGUGGGCUGCGGCUCUCGGCGCGACUUCCUGCUGCUGAGCGCGUCGAGCAGCUCCCGGGUCGUGGUCAACCUGCACCUGCACAACGGCACCGAGGCCUCCGCCAGCUGCUUCCUGCGCCUCAACCUGGCAGACCUCCGCCCCAUCAACGACAGCUUCCCGCUGCCGCACAAGGAGUACUCCAGGAAGAUCUCCGGCCUCUCCUACCUCUUCAGGGGCAAGAAGGACGGAGACACGCCGGAAAUUUGCAAGACGGAGGCGAACAGCACGGCCGCCCCCGAAGCGACCAGCAGCCUGGCAGGGGGCGCUGGCGGAGGCGGCGGAACCACUGCGGCCGGCCCUGCUCCCGCGCGCCGCAGGAGGAAAUUGGAGACGGAACCUGUCGAGUGGAUAAAACCGACGGAGACAUUGCCCUUCGAAGUCGCGGGUGAAGCUGCAGCUCCAGAAAUAGAAAUCGAUGCCGAAGAUGCUGAUGAGCCUGGAACCACGACGGUGGAAGUACCAGAGACGACGGUACCUGAGUUUUCUGAACCCACGCGAGUUGAUGCCUUCCAGCCUGACUGGGUAGUCCCUGAAGUUGAAAUCGAUGCUGAACGUACCGAAGAGUCCAGUCCCAAUAAUGUAGCUUCACUGGAAUUCCCAGAGGACGCGGAGGAGACCACGUCAACGCCUGAGCCGACAGAAGCCACGGAAGUGACGACCCGGCGCUCCAGGCACAGGUCGAGGAGCAGACACAGGUCCAGGAGCCGGCUGUUCGACAGCGACAACCAGGAGCUGGAGAACCAGCUGGAAGAGAGCGGGAGGCACCACCGCCGUCGCACCAGGGACACCAGGGCUGCGCCUGUGAGGCACGGCCUCUACACUCCACUGGCCAGGCCGCUGUCUCCGUACUACGUGUCGCACCGCGCGGGCGACGCGCACGCGUGCAUGGUGCAGCAGCUGAAGGAGCUGGUGACCGACAUCGCCAGCGACCUGGAGGAGUCGGCGCACAUCGCGCAGCGCCGCACGCUCGAGAAGAUGGCCGUCGCCGUCGAGAUGUGCCGCGCGCUGUCGCUGCCGGACCUGCAGCGCGCGCUCGCCGGGAUCAUGGACGCGCGCCGCAGUGACACCAGCCUCGUGCUCACAGAGCGGAAGGUGUACCGCGACGUGGUGAAGCUGUGCGGCACCAGCCCAGCGUUCCAGCUGGCGCGGUCGCUGCUCGAGACGAAGAAGCUGGUCGGCGAGGAGGCAGCGGAGCUCGUGUCGGCGCUGCCCGCAGCCCUCAUGGCGCCAGACGCCUCGCUCGUACAGAGCUUUUACGAGCUGGUCCGCUCGAAGGCGGUGCAGGAGGACGAGCCGCUGAAGGUGUCGGCGGUGCUGGCGUUCUCGCAGCUGGUGCGCGUCGCGUGCGCAGACGAGGCUGCCAGGCGCGCGAGGUUCCCGCCAGAGGCGAUGCGCGACGCGUGUUCUCCGGCGCAGGCCGCGCGCUUCCUUCCCUGGCUGGCGCGCCAGGCCCACAGGGAGCCCGCGCUGCGCACUGUCUACUUCGCCGCGCUCGGCAACACCGGCUCCUUCGCCGCCGUGCCCUCGCUCAAGGCGGCGGCGCUGAACGGCUCGCUGGCGGCGCACGAGCGCGCGGCGGCGCUGCUGUCGCUGCGCCAGGUGGCGCUGCGCCGGCCCGAGGCGGUCUCGCAGCUGCUGCUGGUGGUGUUCCGGGACUACGCGCAGCCGCUGCCCGUGCGCCUGGCGGCCGGCACGCUGCUGCUCUUCACGCGGCCCGGGCCCGCGCUUUGGCACCGCAUCGCCACCGCCACCUGGUUCGAGCCCAGCCCCGCCGUCGUCGCCUUCGUCUGGACCACUCUCAGCUCGCUCGCCUCUUCCGACGACCCGGUCACCAGAGACAUGAGCGAGUGGGCGCGCGGCGUGCUGAAGCUGGCCAAGCCGGCGCCGGUGGGCCCGCAGCUGCCGUACACGAGCGUGUGGACGGCGGCGUCCGCCGGAAUGCGCCAGCUGCUGCUGCAGGAGCUCAGCUACGCCCCCUCCGUCGGCGGCGCCAACCUCUACUACCGCCGCCUCACGCGGCUCGGCGGCUUCUCCACCAACGAAAUAGAGGCGGAGCUGUGGACGACGGACCCCGCUCGGCUGGUGGAGCUGUCGCUGCAGCACGCCUUCCCCGGGCCGGAGUCGGGCCCCAAGCAGAAGAGGCCCGCGCGGUCGGCGGCAGCCCCACGCAGCCUGUCCGCCAUUCGGGAGAAGCUGCGCAUCGCCGCGCGGAAGCUGCCGCGCCUGCAGGGCAGCCUCCGACUCAACUUCGGCGGGCUGCGCGACCGGCUCUUCCUGUUCGACAAGAACAUCGUUGACAACAUCGAUAAAGCGCUACAGAAGUUGGUGGAGGAGCUGCAGACGGGGAAGGACAUGCACUACCAGAACGCGGGGCAAGACGAGCUGGUGAUGGCGACCGUCAGCGAGCUGGGCUUCCCCGUCUCCUUCCAGCUCAAGUCGCUGCUGCUGGGCCGCGCCACCGCCAAGGCGCGCCUCAACCUGCAAGACCACGACCUCUCCGUCGAAGGCUCUGCACUGGUGACAUGGCAACUGCUGUCUGAGCUUGGGGUGUACACGGGCUGGGACGAUGUGCUGUAUCUGGCAGCGUCGCAUGCCACAUCACUGGCGCGUUUGCCAAAGAGCAGGCUGCGUGCCAGCCUGAAGGACGAGGCGCUGCAGUUGUCUGUGGAGCCCUUGGCGCCGGACAACGAGCCGCAGCUGCUGUUCCACCACAGCUGCACGCCGUUCACCGCGCAGCACGACAUCCUCAGCCUGGCACCCGCCAGCCUCAGCAAGAACGCCAAGCCCGACCUCACCGCGCCGGAGCACUACUCGCUGAAGGCGGGCGACCUGCACGUGGAGUACCAGUCCCACCAACGGCCUGCGUCGCUGUCCGACUGGCUGCUCAACUCGGCGCCCGUGUUCGGCUUCCCACUGCUCUGGGACACGCUGGACCACGCCAAAGUCCAGGUCGUGCUCGCACGCUGGCACCGCGUCGCGCUCACCAUUACUGUGGAUCACGCCCAAGUGGCGAAUGGCGUGUACAACAUACAGAGGGUGGCCCUAGCUGGAGCGCAGACGACCGAGGCGCCAGCAACCACGGAGAUGACGUCUGCCACGGAGCCGCUCUCGACCGAGGCUGCUACCGAAGCCCUGGCCACCACCGCCGCUGCUGCUGCCGGCACCACCGCGCCGCCCACCGAGGAGACCACACCCACCCCUGCCUCGACAACGACAACGACAACGACAACGACAUCGACCACGACGGCGACCCCUACGACUGUCGCAGAGGAAACCGCAUCGACUCCGACCACGCAGUCGACAACUACCACGCAAUCGACACCGACUCUGUUGACGCUGUUAACGGAACUGACGACUGUCCCGGAAAAUGUGUCUACGUCACCACCGUCGGUACUGCUGACUACGAUGCCAGAGCCGACCGAGGCACCGAAGGUGGUCGCCAACCUGACAGUGACACACCGCCAACCCGUGUCCUGGCCCACGCCAUUCAACGCCACCGACCUCGACCCCUUUUCCGAGACGAUCAACGGGAGCGGCCUACUGUAUCUUCUGGACAAGGCCUUCAACGGAACAGAUUACGGGCGCGCUCUGACGGUGUCCGUGAACGCGAGCGUGCUGGCGCAGGGCGAGCCGGCGGCCAGCGAGUACCACGGCGUGGCCACGCUGGCGCGCGCGCUGGAUGCACGCCUCAUCCGCGCCGGCGUCUUCCUCAACAGCGAGGAGGACUCCUGGCAGAUUGCGGCUACGGGCAGCUGGGAAGUUGAGCCGCUUCCGUUCCUGGACGUUGACAGCCUGCUGCGAAGUAACCUGGCGUGCAACAUCAGCGCCGACUUCGUCUACCAGGCCAACGAGACUAGGUACAUCGUCCUUGUUAAGGGCAGCGCGAGCCGCGGCGGGCCGCGCAGACAGCAGCUGCUGGAGGCGCUCGAGGGGGAGUGCCCCUCCGCCGCUCCCGCCACCCCCGUGCUGGAGUUCCUGGAGACGCCGGCGGAGCAGAAGACGGCGCGCGUGGUGCUGGAGGUGGACGAGAAGCGCGACGUGCUGGAGGCGUGGCUGCGCGUGCCGCCGCGCAGGGAGCCGGAGUUCCGCAGUUACGCGCUGGGCCCUCUGCUGCCGCAGCUCCUGCUGCUCAACCCCGCCACCAGCUUCGACCAGGGCCUCUACACUUCAGCGUACUGCGGCGUCAGCGGACAGGUGUUCCACACGUUCGACGGCGUGGAGUUCGAGUACGUGCUGGGGAACGACUGGCACCUGCUCACCAAGGACUGCUCGGGCCGCAGCGGCGUGGCCGUGCUCGUGCGACAGCCCACCGUCUCCAGCCUCGUAUGUACACACACCACCAAUUCUGCAUCUACACACACAGGCUCAUUCAUACAGGACAAUUAUUGA